AUGAGCUCCUUCUUUACAUGCCUCGGCCUCCGCGCCGUACCCCCCACCACCCCAAUCACAAACUACGGCCCUGCCUUCCUAGGCUUCAACUUCUUCUUCGCCUACGGCUUACUUUCCAGUCGCACGUUGAAACAGUUCUACGGAAUUGACCACCAAGAAGCGCCGCGCGAAGACCUCUCCAAAUACGGCGAGGCCGCCGUUCGUAAUGGCAAAAUCACCCGCGCGCAGCUGGACAUGCUGAAGCGCAAUGAGGCGGCGCAUGCUAACGCAGUGGAGAAUUUUACGCUAUUGGUCGCAAGCGUGCUUUCGGCAUCGCAUGCAGGUGUACCCGCGCAGACUAUUAAUGCCGCUGCCGCGUCUUAUACCCUCGCCCGCGCCGUUUACGGAGCGGUUUAUAUCCUAAUUGGGCAUCGGCACUGGAGUCAGGUUCGCGGCCUCCGUAACACACAGUUUCAAAAUCUCCGUGAUACUUUUACAAAGUCUAGUACGGUUCUAAGAGUACUGUAG
This is a messenger RNA of Aspergillus niger, 507 nucleotides long. RefSeq lists its product as uncharacterized. Gene Ontology annotation, cellular component: membrane. The record is from RefSeq and is a predicted model, not a curated record. Bases 1 to 507 code for a protein of 168 amino acids. Lineage: Eukaryota; Fungi; Ascomycota; Eurotiomycetes; Eurotiales; Aspergillaceae. The transcript has 2 exons.